UCCUCCAAGCAUGGUGAUUCUUUUUGUUCUCGGUAGAACGGUUCCGCUGCAGAGAGCGGAAAAUUACAAAACAAAGAAAGAAUGUCGUCGAAUUCACCAGCAUCAGAAUCUAAGUUUGUAACUGAUUUGAUUUUAUUAGCGGCGAGCGCCGCAUUCAGUUGCUUAAUAUUGUACACCGGUUAUUCAUAUCUUGACCCGAACCGUCAAUCAUCCAAAAAAGCCCUCGAACAUAAGAAAGCCAUUGCAAAUCGUCUUGGUCGUCCUCUCAUUAAAACCAAUCAAUACGAAGAUGUAAUAGCCGGUGAUGUUAUAAAUCCUGACCACAUCGAUGUUGAGUUCGACAGUAUCGGAGGAUUGGAAACUAUUAAAGAAGCUUUGUUUGAGCUUGCUAUUCUUCCUUUGAAACGAUCAGAAUUGUUUACCCAUGGAAAGCUCUUGGGGCCUCAAAAGGGUGUCUUGUUGUAUGGACCACCUGGUACUGGCAAAACCAUGCUUGCUAAAGCUAUUGCUAAGGAGUGUGGAGCAGCUUUCAUUAAUGUUAGGAUGUCUAAUCUCAUGAGCAUGUGGUUCGGCGAUGCCACUAAGCUCGUGGCUGCCAUAUUUAGCUUGGCUUAUAAGCUUCAGCCUGCUAUCAUAUUCAUUGAUGAAGUAGACAGUUUUUUGGGUCAACGUCGUUCAUCAGAUCACGAGGCUUCGCUAAACAUGAAAACUGAGUUCAUGGCUCUAUGGGAUGGGUUCAGCACCGACCAGAGUGCUCGAGUUAUGGUACUUGCAGCAACUAAUCGCCCUUCAGAACUUGAUGAAGCAAUACUUCGGCGUUUUCCUCAAGCCUUUGAAGUUGGAAUUCCAGACCAGAAAGAGAGGGCUGAGAUAUUGAAGGUUAUCUUAAAGGGCGAGAGGGUUGAAGAUAACAUAGACUUCAGUUAUAUAGCUGGUUUAUGCAAGGGUUACACCGGUUCAGAUCUAUUUGAUCUUUGCAAGAAGGCUGCAUAUUUUCCUAUUAGAGAACUGCUGGAUGAUGAGAAGAAAGGGAAACAAUCUCAAGAACCUAGACCUUUGUCGCAGUUUGAUUUAGAGAAUGCCCUUUCCACUUCACGGACGACGGCUGUUGCAAGCGAGUAUGGUGUGUCAUCAUCAAGACGGACGUUUCCUGGUGAGUCAGUUGAUUAUCAGGGUCAAGCUGCAAUCAAUGAAUUCUCUAAGCUUAUGGUUUCUUAUAUGCUUAACCUCCAAUCAGAUUCCCAGGAUUCUUAAGCUUUUGAAUUUUUCUAGAGCAUUUUUAUACUUUCAUUUAGCUUAGUCCGGAUUGCAACAAUGAUUACUUUGUUAGUUAUACUAGUUCUAGAACAUUUAUUAUUUAUUAUAUUUAUUUAUAUAUUUAUUAUACACUGUUUACAAAAGUGCCAAGGUUGGCUGCUGCAUUUUAUUCAGUAUUUGAUGCAUCAA
Molecule: messenger RNA, 1446 nt
Organism: Medicago truncatula (barrel medic)
Lineage: Eukaryota; Viridiplantae; Streptophyta; Magnoliopsida; Fabales; Fabaceae
Product: ATPase family AAA domain-containing protein 1
Exons: 4
Coding region: 82-1254 (390 amino acids)
Cellular component (GO): mitochondrial outer membrane
Molecular function (GO): ATP hydrolysis activity; ATP binding
Source: RefSeq, a predicted model, not a curated record